UCUUUUCUCCUACGAUUAAUUUGCAAAUCCACAAAUGGAGAAAAAAGCUACCAGCUGCAUAUUUUGAUUUUGUUUUUUUUUUUCCUUGGACUCAACGUCUUUCGUCGCAAAAUGGUGGAUCCGCCAGUGGGUUACAGAUUCCAUCCGACGGACGAGGAGAUAGUGGGAGAUUACGUGAGGCCGAAGAACUUCGAGAGUAACACGAGCCGUGUAGAUGAAGUCAUGAGCACAGUCGAUAUAUAUGAAUUCGACCCUUGGGAGUUACCUUACAAGUCGAGGAUCAACUCGACAGAUGAGGUUUGGUACUUCUUUGGUUGUAAGAAGGACCAACAUAACAGAGGAGAGAGACAGAGCAGGAGAACCAAGUCUGGUUUCUGGAAGAAAACUGGACCUACUAUGGGUAUCAUGCGAAAGAGAGGUAAUCGCGAGAAGAUUGGUGAGAAAAGGGUUUUCGUGUUUCAGUACAGUAAGAUUCUUGGUGGGCCGUCGAAACCCAAAUCCGAUUGGGUUAUGCACGAAUAUGUCGCUACCUUCUUGUCUCCUGACUCUCAUAAUCAGGUAUAA
This is a messenger RNA of Brassica napus (rape), 564 nucleotides long. RefSeq names its product NAC domain-containing protein 5-like. Bases 112 to 564 code for a protein of 150 amino acids. Gene Ontology annotation, biological process: regulation of DNA-templated transcription. The transcript has 2 exons. Lineage: Eukaryota; Viridiplantae; Streptophyta; Magnoliopsida; Brassicales; Brassicaceae. The record is from RefSeq and is a predicted model, not a curated record. Gene Ontology annotation, molecular function: DNA binding.